Penicillium daleae is the source of this 2706-nucleotide messenger RNA. Its product is annotated as putative spindle pole body component. The transcript has 4 exons. The coding region runs from base 1 to 2706 and encodes 901 amino acids. Gene Ontology annotation, cellular component: microtubule plus-end; kinetochore; centrosome. Lineage: Eukaryota; Fungi; Ascomycota; Eurotiomycetes; Eurotiales; Aspergillaceae. The record is from RefSeq and is a predicted model, not a curated record. Gene Ontology annotation, molecular function: microtubule plus end polymerase activity; microtubule plus-end binding. Gene Ontology annotation, biological process: establishment or maintenance of microtubule cytoskeleton polarity; mitotic spindle organization; microtubule polymerization.
AUGGCUGAAGGCGAGGAGGACUUCUCCUCUCUGCCACUGCCCGAGCGCUUCGCUCACAAGAAUUGGAAAGUUCGCAAGGAAGGAUACGAGGAUGCCAAAGCACAAUUUGAAAAGACUCCUGACGAAUCGGACCCUGUGUUUACGCCAUUCCUACAGGACCCUGGGCUGUGGAAAGGGGCAGUAGCAGACUCGAAUGUGGCGGCGCAAGUAGAAGGUCUAGGGUCUUAUUGUGCUUUCUUGAAAUUUGGCGGAGUACAAGCGUGCACGAGGACGCGACCUCACACAAUCGGGCCGAUCGCGGAAAAGGGUCUCCCCUGCGCCAGACCAGCGGGUAAAGCGAGCGCUCAGGAAGCCCUUCUAUUAUGCGUCGAAAUCGACGCAGCCGGUCCCGUCCUCGAAGACCUUCUACCUGUACUUUCCCAUAAGGUACCUAAAACGAUCGCUGGUGCUCUCGCGGCACUGACCACGCUCUAUCACAACUUUGGAUGCAAGAUUGUGGACCCAAAACCGACACUGAAAGCGCUACCGAAAGUAUUCGGUCAUGCUGACAAGAACGUUCGAGCCGAGGCCCAGAAUCUGACGGUUGAAUUAUAUCGAUGGCUGCGGGAAGCUAUCAAGCCCCUCUUCUGGGCGGACCUGAAGCCAGUGCAGCAGCAGGACCUGGAAAAGCUAUUUGAAAAUGUGAAGCAAGAAGCCCCACCCAAACAAGAGCGAUUCACCCGGGCACAGCAGGAUGCUAUGGCCACCGCCAGUGCAUCUCCAGGGGCUGGCGAUGGCGGGGAAGACCAAGGUGGUGAGGAAUAUGCCGAGGAGGAACCAGAAGAGGUGGACGUAUUUGAUCUGGCCGAGCCUGUCGACGUUAUGCCGAAAGUACCCAAGGAUCUACAUGACCAGCUCGGUUCAUCAAAAUGGAAAGACCGAAAGGAAGCCUUGGACGCUCUUUAUACUGCCAUUAAUGUGCCCCGCAUCAAGGAUGGUCCUUACGAUGAGAUUGUGAGGGCUUUAGCCAAGUGCAUGAAAGACGCCAACAUUGCCGUCGUUACAGUCGCUGCCAACUGUGUCGAUCUACUGGCAAAGGGAUUACGCAAUGGCUUCAUGAAAUAUCGAUCUACAAUUAUGGCACCUAUGCUAGAGCGUUUGAAGGAAAAGAAGCAGUCUGUGGCAGACGCUCUGGGUCAGGCAUUGGAUGCGGUCUUCUCAUCAACGGAUCUCUCAGAUUGCCUGGCGGAGAUUCUUGAGUUCCUCAAGCACAAGAACCCACAGGUAAAGCAGGAGACUCUCAAGUUCUUGAUCCGCUGCCUUCGCACGACCCGCACUGUACCAGCCAAGCCAGACAUCAAGGCAAUCGCCGAUGCAGGUACCAAAGCAAUGACAGAGUCUACCGAGGCCCUCCGAUCUGGGGGUGCAGAAAUCCUGGGUACGCUGAUGAAGAUCUUGGGCGAAAGAGCCAUGAACCCUUACCUUGACGGGUUGGACGAGAUCCGAAAGACCAAGAUCAAGGAGUACUUUGAGACUGCAGAGGUGAAGGCCAAGGACCGCCCGAAGCCGAUCGUUGCUCCUCCCAAGCCCGCCGCGCCCGCUGCUCGGAAGGCACCUCCAGGAAAGAAGCCUGCUCUCGGAAUGAAGAAACCGGCUCCUGCGGCCGCCGCUCCCCCUCCUGUGGAGGAGGCUCCAGCCAAGCCAGCCCCCAAGACGAUUCCCUCCAAGCUUGGAAAGCCCGGUCUUGCUCCUCCUGGAGCAGGCCUCAAGCUCCAGCGCAAGCUUGGUGGUCCAGGAGGUAUUGCGUCGCCGCAGAGACGGGUCAUCUCUCCCCCGACGGAAGAAGCAGCACCUCCCCCGGCUGCCCCCAAGUUUGGUCUUGGACGUGGCCUAGCAGGCCGUCCCAUUGCCAAACCUGCAGCGCCUCCUGAGCCGGCUCCGGCUCCGGCUCCCGCAGUGAGCGCGAUGUCAGCGGCAGACCGUGCGGAGUUGGAGGAACUCCGAGCAGAGAAGGACAGAUUCAUUCGAACAAUCGAAGACUUGAAGACGGAGCGCUCUAAGUUCAACUCGCAGAUUACAGAGCUGCAGAACCAGAACGCACAAUUGAUUGAGGAUCAUACCAGGGACGUACUGAGCAUCAAGGCCAAGGAGACACAGCUGGUUCGCGCGCGGAGUGAUGCCGAAGCCGCGGAGCAAAAUGUCCAGAAGCAGCAACGCGAGAUUGAACGGUUAAAGCGCGAGCUAGCACGAGCUCUUCGCGCGUCGGCGAUGAGCCCGCCCAACGCUGGGUCCGAAGCUGGCAGCCUCGGCAUUCCAGACUCUGCCUCUAUCUACCAAGAACCUGCCGGGAACGGACAUAUUGGUCGCACAGGUUUGCACCUUGGAUCUCGAUUUGAGAGCACACGGCCAAGAAGCUAUGCCUCGGCCAGCCCAAGUGAGGAGAAGGAAAACAAUGGGCUUGAAUCACCAGGAGGAUUGGGCAGCCGAGAUGGUGGCCUGGGCCUAGGCCGACGUAAGCUCAGUCCUACCUACGGUCUUUCUGGAAUCGGAAGCCCAACACGCUCAUCUCGGAGCUCUACGCAUGCAACCGAAGACGAAGGUGCGCCUCGGUCUGCAGAACCUGCCGAAAACUGGAAGCGUGCUGCGGAGGUGACAAGCCAGCUGAAAGCGAGAAUCGAACAAAUGAAGGCUCGCCAAGGGCUGUCACGGCCACCCGCGCACCGUUAA